CAAUAUAGCAUCCCUUUCGACCUGAUACAAGCCAUCACGAAGCCUUUCAGCCUACGGAUGGUGGGUGGGAGGUUACGAGGUAGCAAGAGGGGUAUGCCAGGAUCUGAUUCGCCUAUGAGGAAGAGUAAUUGCUGCGGUUCGGAUGGUUAUUGUUGACGUGAUGUCCCACAGCCUCAUGAAUCCCGUGUCGGCUAUAGAUCUAUGUCCCGCCAUGCUUUUGUCCAACGGAAUGUUGAGAAGUGCGAGAAAAUGCGGGAAAAUGCGGGAGGAGGAAUAUACCAUGCCGUAUGUAGUUGUGUUUGCGAGGUGGGAAGCAAACAGCUAGAUCGACUGCACAUUUUCCAUUGCUCUUCAUCUCCCUUCGGUUUCGUAUGUGCAGCUUCAAUAAGAAUGACGCCGAAUGUCAGACAAGCCCUUGAACUUGAACAUCUUAACUCACAGCUCGGACCUUCCCAUCACCCCCGUAUCCGUCCACCUCGUGCCAUCCGAAACAUCGAGAUGCCCUCAUUCCCGCUUGAGGCUUCUUCUCCUCUACACCACGACAACGACGGUUCAAAAAGACACAGUCCACUCCCAUUCUCUCCAACUUACACCCCCUCAUUCCCCAGUUCAGUUCCCUCCCUCCCAAACUGUGGUUCUGCUGCAACCUCAUCCAUUACCCCACACUCAACGGGGACCAAUCCAUCCAAGACAUACACCGGGUGGCCAUCCAACCGAACUUUAGGACGUGCCGGAUGUACAGUAGGUAUCCAGAAUGAGCGGCUGGUUCAUUGCCGGCCAACGUUCGUCUAUGUCUUGGCGAAUAUGGUUCCCAUCUUCAGAUCACCUCGUUACACCCUGUCACCGGCCAGUGCCCACUUAACCGGCUAGGCUUCAAGCGAUGGGUACCACCCCUCAUACAUAAGACACAUACAUACAAGUAUGCUAUCGGCAAAGACGGUUGAUCAAACGCCGGUAGUUGAAAUAAUUGGACCUGAAGAGAUGGACAAGUUCGCCCCGUGAGGAGGCAGAAUGAAACUGGACAAACAUUGGGGGUUUAGUCCGAGGGGGAGUAGUGAAUGGCGAUGAACCAUGGUGGAGGAGCCUAGAAAGAGCUGGUAUGAGGACAAAGCCACGGUAGAUACGGGAGCUGUGCAGGCGGUUUGGUGGCCAUAUGCAUAUGGAAAGAAAGGACAGAAGCGGAAUUGGGCUGUCAAUAUCAAUUAACAGACGGCCGACCGC
This is a messenger RNA of Neurospora hispaniola, 1221 nucleotides long. RefSeq lists its product as uncharacterized. The transcript has a single exon. The record is from RefSeq and is a predicted model, not a curated record. Bases 202 to 870 code for a protein of 222 amino acids. NCBI's taxonomy places the organism in Eukaryota, Fungi, Ascomycota, Sordariomycetes, Sordariales, Sordariaceae.